Molecule: messenger RNA, 3865 nt
Organism: Macrobrachium nipponense
Lineage: Eukaryota; Metazoa; Arthropoda; Malacostraca; Decapoda; Palaemonidae
Product: BAG family molecular chaperone regulator 1-like
Biological process (GO): protein stabilization
Cellular component (GO): nucleus; membrane; cytosol
Molecular function (GO): protein-folding chaperone binding; adenyl-nucleotide exchange factor activity
Source: RefSeq, a predicted model, not a curated record
GAGAUUUGCUAGAUCAAGCCCAGCAAAAAUGGGGGAUGAAGAAUACCGGAUUCUUUUGUGCCAUGGAUCCAACAAAUAUGAGCUUACAGUUUGUGGACCUAUGACUCUUACAGAUCUGAGUCAAAAGAUUGAAGCAGCGACUGGAAUUUUACACAUGAGCCAGAAAAUAAUAUUUAAAGGUAAAAAUUUAACUGAACCCGGCAUAACUCUGGCAGAAUAUGGGAUCAGCCCAGGGUCUAAAGUGAUGGUGUUAGGAAAGAAAUUUGACCCCUCUGAAGAUACUGAUUACCAGGCAGUUGUAGAGAUCGAAAAUUCCUGUAGCAGAGUUGAGAGCAAACUUAACGAUAUCAUCCCUCAGGUUAAUGGUAUCCAUAAUGGAUAUUUAGAUUCCAAACAUUGUGGAGAAGCAUUGGGUAAAUUGAGGAAAGAGUUAUUAGGUGUAAAUGAAGAUUUUAUGCGUCUCUUGGAACAGCUUGAUGGCCUAUCAUUUGAGGAAGGUCAGGGUCCAGCAAGACAGAAACGCAAGUCAUUGGUGAAGAAAAUCCAGCAAUUGAUGGAGCGAUCAGAUCAGCUACAUGAGGAUAUUAAUCAUUUAAUUAAAAGCUACUCUUAGUGGAUAAGGCACAUUUUGUGAUAUGUCCCCAUCUGGUCAAGUAUAGGUACAGUAACAGCAGCAGCACUCAAGUACUAACAUUUGUUGUAGGCUUUGAGUAGCUGUUUCAGGUGGAAGUCAUGUUCUAUAACUUCAUAUUUGAUGCUAUAUAUAUAUAUACUAUAUAUAUUCUAUAUGUAUAUAGUAAGUUAUCAAAAUAUUAUUUUCUUGAUUGACUGAAGCAUUUUUUCAAUGCUGUCCUUUUCAUAAUGGUUUGAAAUUUAGUUGCAUGAUAUUUUUGCUUGUAUUUUAUUUUUGUAUUUGAUGGUAUGGACACUCCUUUUAAUAAAGACUAUAUUAAUUUAUUUGGCUUUGUAGGUUCUUAUCUGUAUAUUUUGACUGGGGUUAAGUUCUUUGCUGUGAUGGUGUAUUGUAGUCUUAGGACACAGUAAUUAUUAACAGCCUAUUUUGUCCAUUGGAAAGGUAACCCUCAGGGCGUAAUUUGUAAAGUUACAAGUAUUUGCUGUUUGGGUGAGAAGUGGGCACUCCUACUAUUUACAGAUGACUACCCUUUUAGGAAGUUUUGUAGAUCUGAUUAUAUACACAAAAAUUCUUCCAUCUACAUAAAACCAGCUAAAAUGACUGUGGGUCACAGGGAAUUGUGCCAAAUUGAAAUAGAUUAUUAUGCUUGAUUAAGCAAGCAUGUAUUUGGGAAGGUGAGGGGUUACAUAGUAGAGUAUCUUUAUUGAAGGCCAUUCAUUCUAUUUGACUUUUAUUAUAUUCGUGUAACCCAGUGAGUGAUAUAACAUGUGAAGUGUUACUGUGUUUUAAAAGGGGGGAAAAUAAUCCAUAUAAUAUCCUUUAUUCACAUAAGUUCUAUUGACUGAAACCCUUACUAUAACUUUUAUAAAAGCCAAGUAAUAUGUGGAAGUGUGUUGACGUGUCUUUAGUAAUAUGACAGAAGUCAAUUUAGGUGAGAUUAGGUUUCAAAAUCAUUCAACUUAAUUCACCAAGCGUAUGCAUUGUCAGUGUUGCUCUCUUCUGAUGGAUAUCGUAAAUAUUUUGUAUUGUAGGUACCAUAUUCUAGUAUACAGUUGUUGUAUCAUACAAAAAAGCCUAAUUCAUAAUGAAGACAUCUAGGGACUUAUAACCUAUAGAUAAGCAUAUCUUAAUCCAUCCAUAUACAGUGUAGAACAUGCUCAAUGUUGCUGUUGCUUAUCAUCUGGAUCUCCAAAAUGUUGUGCAUCCUACCAAGCAUAUGUUGAAUGCAGCCAAAUUAUUAUAAAGGUAUUGACAUUAUUCAUUGUACAAGGUUUUAUUGUUACAGUAUUCUAUGUAGUUUAGCAUGAUGAUGCAAUACACACACACAUUGCAUCAUGAUGUUCCUUUGGUUACAGUAACGGGGCAAUUACAGUGCAAAGUUGUUUGUACAGUAUUGUUGAAUGCAGCAAACCCCUGUAAAUGCAGUACAGAGUCAGAGUACUUGAUUUUGACUAUGAUUAUUAUAGUAUGACUUUCACAUAGUCUCCAUCUGUAUUAUGAGAAGCCUCAGAUUCUGUGGAUGCUGAGUGAUGCGGUUUGAUCGGAGUUUUGCAGCUCAUUUGUUUUAAGCAUCAUGGUGUGGUAUGUCACCUUAACCUUUAAUGGAUGGAAUGAUCCUCAGGAGUAGUAGUAACAGGUUUGGGGUGGUGGAUGGAUUGAUCCUGUAGAUAAACAAUAUUAAGUGCCAUUGAUUUGGAAAGAAUCGGGGAGGAUAGAGGUGCCAAAUAUACUUCUAUAGCCCAUAAAUUCACUAAUGGCAACUUUUAUACUGUCUAAGAUGAUAAAUCAGGCAUCUCAGGACUUAAGUAUUACGUCUCUGUCUCACAUGACGUCUUUUGUAAAUUUGCUUGCAAAUAUACCAAGAGGUUGUCAUGGUUUUUUUUAUUUUACGAUAGUAUGUCGCUUGUAAAUGUAAUUUUACUAAGAAAAUGCAAAGAAAUAUUAGAAAAACAUGUAAAAGUAAAAAAAGUUACUGAUUCUUCAUUCUCGGUAAAUUUAUGUAAAUAUUUUUCAACAAAUAAGCUAAGACUUUAUUACUGAUUUUAUUUCUUAUGUGUUCUGAUAUUGUGUAAACAGUAAUUAUAAUUUUACUAAAUAAAAUAGAAUUAUUUAUUAGUAAAAACAUUAUAUAAGUUGGUAAAAUUUAUGAUAGUCUUGUAAAAGAUGCCACCACAAGGGGAUGUCAAUAGGCAGUAAUUUUUAACUUCUCGUGGAAAGUAGGGAAAUUUUUUAGAAUUUUUUUUUUCACCAUGUACAUACAUUUGCAUAUCUUCCUCUUUCCAUUGAUUUUUUUUUAUUUUUUAUAUAUAUAUAUAUAUAUAUAAAUUGGCCGACAUUGAAGUUUACCCAGCCCAAGGAGCUGCAUAUAGAUAUAUUUACCUGUCCAGUAAGGGUUAAAAAUAGCAGGUAAGGUUUUAGUGUUUAUGUCUAUGUUAUAUACUUUGAUUGGCAUUUAUUUAAUCUUCAAGCUGCUGUUGGGACUAUGUUAUUGACAAAAGGAGCCGAGGCGUAGUAAUCAAACAGAAUUUGAGAAAUUUUUGAAGCAAAAUGGCUAUAGGUAUUUGAGUAGGAAGUUAUGGUUUAAUUAUCUGGUUCAUCAUACACUUUACGCAGAGCAUUUCUUUUAUGGUGGUCAGAGGUUAGAUGACCCCACUACUGUUUGCUCUUUACACUUUUGACCUGAAUUUUCUCAUAAGAACAAACUUUUGGCCAGCACUGCGAGAGUUGAGAUUCCUUUUUCAUUGAUCAAACAAGACAUCCUACCACUCUUAAUUGCUGCCCUCCUCUUCCCUUCACAUAGUCAACCACUGUGUUUUUUUUAGAUUUUAAUUACAAAGUUUAACCUCGGAAGUCUUCAUUUCUCAGCUACUCUCUCCUUUAUCUAACAAUCCUCCCAGAACACUUCAUCCAUUGCUGUCAUUAUUUUGUAGUUAUAGUUUUCAAGAAUAUAAUAUCUUGUCAAUGUGUGCCCCAGACUUUGCUGCACAGAAAACGUCCUGUACAUACAUCAUAAAUUUUUGCUGUUUAUUGAGAUAUGUACUCUUAUUAAAUUACCUGCUAUUUAAUAGACCAGCAGUCUUUUUACACUAUAUGCAGGCUGUUGCUACUCUUUAAUUGGAAUUUUACUGCUCAGUAAUUUCUUGCCUCAAAAAUGAGUAUGGUCUGAUCAUAAUUAGGAUUCUGCCUGUUUCAAAUAAAAGAUGUUGGACUGCAUUCUUUAUAUAUAUGAUU